Ceratina calcarata is the source of this 1821-nucleotide messenger RNA. RefSeq names its product Actin-related protein 8 (gene Arp8). The record is from RefSeq and is a predicted model, not a curated record. NCBI's taxonomy places the organism in Eukaryota, Metazoa, Arthropoda, Insecta, Hymenoptera, Apidae. The transcript has 7 exons. Bases 1 to 1704 code for a protein of 567 amino acids.
AUGCCAGUUUUUCAAGAAUCAUGUGCCGAGCAAAUACAAGCACAAACGAUAGUGAUAAUUCAUCCUGGAUCGAUGUACCUGAGAAUGGGGAGAGCGUCGGACUUGAAUCCCUGCACGAUACUGAACGCCGUCGCCAGAAGACGCUUGCCCGGUGGACUCGAAUACAAAGACAGUUUGUUGCCUCCCGCGAUACCACGAACGAAAGAACUUACACAAGCAAUGGAGGAAUCGCGACUGCAGGUAUCUCACACGUUGCAGUCUUGCCUUCAGUCCGACGGAAGACGAAGAUACGCGACACCGCCGCAACAGAUAGCCGCUUUCAACCGUAGAUCGAACGCGGAGAUAUCUUCGCCUUGCAGCGUCGAAUGGAUAAAGACUGACAAAGAUGUCGUCGUCGGAGACGAUGUGCUGUCGUUGAAUCCGGAGGACAACUUCAACGUUCAUUUUCCAUACAGGAGAGGAGAACUGAACGUGCACUCUGGUCCCGGUGGAAGCCUGCGAUCGGUCAUGGCCGAUUUGAAAACCAUCUGGGAAUACGUCCUCACAGAGAAGAUGGACAUUCCUCUGAGAGACUUGAAACACUACCGAGCCGUUCUUAUAAUUCCAGACAUUUACAACCGACAGUAUUUGAAAGAACUUACUACGUUGAUGCUCUGCGAGGUCGGAUUCGGCGCUUGUUUCCUACUGCAGGAUCACGUAGCGGCGACGUUCGGAGCGGGCUUAGGGUUCGCGUGCGUGGUCGACGUCGGAGACCAGAAGACUUCGGUCUCCUGCGUGGAGGACGGGAUCUCUCAUCGGAACACCCGGGUGCGAAUGGAUUACGGCGGCGGAGACAUUACCCAGACGUUCUUCUGGUUACUGCAGAAAUGUGCAUUCCCGUACAAGAGCUGCGACCCUUACAACAAGCUGGACGCCUUACUCUUGAAUCAACUGAAGAAGGACUUCUGUCACGUCGAUUUGAACAUAUGCGGAUCGCAGGAGAAGACAUUCGUGGUUCGGAAACCGAAGCAGCAGACCGAGAAGUAUACCAUUCAAGUCGGCGACGAAUGCCUGGUGGCGCCGUUGAGCCUGUUCCAGCCCGAAUUGUUCAAAGUGUCCGGUACGCACAGCGUACACAUACAAAAGAGGUCGAUGGGAGACCCGGAAGAUCCUCACGACGAGAACUACUUGCGAGAGACAAGUAGGAGAGGCAUGAAGGAGAACCUGGAACAAACAUCUGAGCUGCAAGAAGAAGCGAGUGCUCCUAUCGUGACGGGAGAAGAGGAAGUGGUCGUGGACGCGGUGGAUUCCGCGCCGAUCGCUCUGUCGAAUCGGGAUCUGGACGCUCCGCGAGAUUUCGUGGUCGGUCCCCAACAGUUGCUGGGUCUCGACCACGCCGUGCUUCAGAGCAUCGAUCGAUGUCCUACGGAGGAUUUGAAGAGGAAAAUGUACAGCUGCGUACUUGUCGUUGGAUCGGGUAUGAAGUUUCAAGGAAUAGGAAUGUGGCUGCACAACCGAAUUUCUCUUCAAAUUCCGUACAUGUACAGGGCCGAACAAUUGGAUAUCAUAACGCAACCGAAGGAAAUGGAUCCCGGAAUGACAGCGUGGAAAGGAGCCGCGAUCUUGAGUUGUUUGGAGUCGGCACAAGAAUUAUGGAUCGGGAGGCAAGAGUGGGAACGCACCGGUGUCAGAGUAUUGAGAGAAAGAGCACCGUUCAUGUGGUAAACGCGUCGGUAGACUUACAAUUGUCAUUGAUUCACACGUCAUCCAAAGCAUCUCAUACACUUUUGUAUUACGUAGAUUUAAACGAUCGAAAAUAAAGAUUUACUUUGUAAACAUUUA